AUGGCGGACCCUGCGGAGACCUGCAUCAAGGUGGUGUGCCGGUUUAGGCCGCUGAACAGCUCAGAAGUGGCCCGGGGAGACAAGUACAUCCCCAAGUUUCAAGGGGAAGACUGCGUGGCGAUAGCGGGUAAACCGUACUACUUUGACCGUGUGUUCCAGUCCAAUACAACUCAGGAGCAGUUCUACAAUGCUGUGGCUCAGAAGAUCGUCAAAGAUGUUCUGGAAGGCUACAACGGGACAAUAUUUGCAUAUGGGCAGACGUCCUCUGGAAAAACCCACACAAUGGAGGGAAAACUCCAUGACCCAGACAUGAUGGGAAUCACUCCCAGAAUUGUUCAAGACAUCUUCAACCACAUUUAUUCCAUGGAUGAGAACCUGGAGUUCCAUAUCAAAGUGUCAUAUUUUGAAGUUUAUUUGGACAAAAUCAAAGAUUUAUUGGAUGUAACAAAGACCAACCUUUCUGUACACGAGGAUAAAAACAGGGUGCCAUAUGUCAAGGGGUGUACCGAGCGUUUCGUGUGCAGUCCCACCGAGGUCAUGGACACCAUAGAUGAAGGCAAAAACAACAGAAGCGUGGCUGUCACAAACAUGAACGAGCACAGCUCCAGGAGUCACAGCAUCUUCCUCAUCAACAUCAAGCAGGAAAACUCUCAGACUGAGCAGAAACUUACGGGAAAGCUCUACCUCGUUGAUCUGGCUGGGAGUGAAAAAGUGGGUAAAACAGGAGCUGAGGGCACAGUGUUGGAUGAAGCUAAGAUGAUCAACAAGUCUCUGUCUGCUCUGGGAAACGUUAUUUCAGCGCUGGCAGAGGGCUCGAGCUAUGUACCCUACAGAGACAGUAAGAUGACCAGGAUCCUGCAGGACUCUUUGGGAGGAAACUGUCGGACCACCAUGGUCAUCUGCUGCUCCCCCUCCUCUUUUAAUGAUGCUGAGACCAGAUCCACUCUGUUGUUUGGACAGAGGGCAAAAACCAUCAAGAACAACGUUUCGCUGAACGUGGAGCUGACCGCAGAGCAGUGGAAGAAAAAGUGGGAGAAAGAGAAGGAGAAGAACAAGACACUGAAGACCACAGUCACCUGGCUGGAGAACGAGCUCAACCGCUGGAGGAGUGGAGAAAAUGUGCCAGCAGAGGAGCAGUUUGAUAAAGAAAAGGCCAAAGCAGAGGUUCAGGCCCUGGAUACUGUGUUAAACAACGAUAAGACAGCACCUCCGCCUACACUCGGCAGCCUGCCUGGAGUCAAACUCACAGAUGCAGAGAAAGACAAGUAUGGGGCAGAAAUGGCCAAACUCUACAAGGAGCUGGAUGACAAGGACGAAGAGAUCAACCAGCAGUCUCAGUUGGUGGAGGAACUGAAACAACAGAUGUUGGACCAGGAGGAGCUUUUAUCGUCCUCCCGCCGAGAUCACGACACGCUGCAGACUGAACUGAAUCGGCUGCUGGCGGAGAACGAAGCAUCCAAGGAGGAGGUGAAGGAGGUGCUGCAGGCCUUGGAGGAGCUGGCGGUCAACUAUGACCAGAAGAGUCAGGAGGUGGAGGACAAGGCCAGAGAGUUUGAGGCGCUGAGUGAAGAGCUCAACCAGAAGUCUAGCUCUUUGAACUCCAUCGACACUGAACUCCAGAAGCUGAAGGAGAUGACAAACCACCAGAAGAAGAGGGUCACUGAGAUGAUGUCUUCAUUACUCAAAGACCUCGCUGAGAUUGGCAUCGCCGUGGGAAGCAACGACAUUAAGCUGCAACAAGAGAGCAGUGGCCUCAUCGACGAAGAGUUCACUGUGGCUCGCCUCUACAUCAGUAAAAUGAAGUCGGAGGUGAAGACGAUGGUGAAGCGCAGCAAACAGCUGGAGAGCACUCAAGCCGAGAGCAGCCAGAAGAUGGAGCAGACGGAGAUGGAGCUGACUGCCUGCCAGCUCCGCAUCUCCCAGUAUGAAGCAAAGAUCAAGUCCCUGACAGACUCCCUGCAGAAUGUGGAGCAGAAGAAAAGACAGCUGGAGGAAAACGUGGACUCUCUUAACGAGGAGAUAGUCAGAAUUAAAGCCCAAGAAAAAGUCAACACCAUGGAGAAGGACAACGAGAUCCAGUCUGCAAAUGAAGUCAAGGACGCUGUGGAGAAGCAGAUCCUGUCUCACAGAGAGGCCCAUCAGAAACAGAUCAGCAGCCUGAGAGACGAGCUGGACAACAAGGAAAAAAUCAUCACAGAGCUGCAGGAUCUGAACCAGAAGAUCAUGCUGGAGCAGGAGAGGCUGAGGGUGGAGCAUGAGAAGCUGAAGGCUGCAGAUCAGGAGAAGAGCCGCCAGCUGCAGGAGCUCACGGUGCAGCAGGACAGAAGGGAGCAGGCCAAACAGGACCUGAAGGGACUGGAGGAGACUGUGGCUCGGGAGCUGCAGACACUCCACAGCCUGAGGAGGCUCUUUGUCCAGGACAUGUCCUCUAGAGUCAAAAAGAAUGCAAACGCAGACUUAGAGGACAUGGAGAGCAACGCUGCCCAGAAACAGAAGAUCAGCUUCCUGGAGAACAACCUGGAGCAGCUCACACAAGUCCACAAACAGCUGUUACGAGACAACGCCGACCUUCGUGGUGAGAUUCCUAAAAUGGAGAGGCGUCUGAGAGCCACCGCUGAGCGGGUCAAAGCUCUCGAGUCAGCUUUAAAAGAGGCCAAAGAGAACGCUGCCCGGGACCGCAAGCGCUACCAGCAGGAGAUGGAGCGCAUUAAAGACACCGCAAAACCCAAAAACAUGGGCAGGAGACCCUCAGCACAGAUAGCCAAGCCCAUCAGACCAGGCCAGCUGCCGGGAGCCCCUCUGAUCCCCGGUUUCAACAGAUCCAACCUCAUCCAGAACAAUCUGCCUCCAGGCAUCAAGGAGGGGGGCAACGACAGGUGA
Cheilinus undulatus (humphead wrasse) is the source of this 2880-nucleotide messenger RNA. Its product is annotated as kinesin-1 heavy chain-like. Lineage: Eukaryota; Metazoa; Chordata; Actinopteri; Labriformes; Labridae. Gene Ontology annotation, molecular function: ATP binding; microtubule binding; microtubule motor activity. The record is from RefSeq and is a predicted model, not a curated record. The coding region runs from base 1 to 2880 and encodes 959 amino acids. Gene Ontology annotation, biological process: microtubule-based movement. The transcript is spliced from 26 exons.